This is a messenger RNA of Trichobilharzia szidati, 1184 nucleotides long. NCBI's taxonomy places the organism in Eukaryota, Metazoa, Platyhelminthes, Trematoda, Strigeidida, Schistosomatidae. The record is from the annotation of a GenBank genome assembly.
CUCCUCCAUGUAUCCUGAACUGUCAAACAAGGUGAGUAAGACUGAUGAAUUAUUCCCUUUCUAACUUGAAUCACACCACCACAACUGAAGGGUGCAUAUCAUCCUGAGGCCUAUGUGUAUCAGCGUAAUGAGAUAGUUGAUCUACUGGAGUAUGGGCGUCUUCGUGGAAUUCGAAUAAUUCCGGAGUUCGAUACACCAGCACAUACACGGUCAUGGGGAAAUGGCUAUCCCGAUGUACUCACUCCUUGUCAUACUCAAGACGACGAAGGAAAUCAAAUACUCGGUCCUGUCAAUCCAACCAAUCUCACCUUUAUUCAGAACUUGUACCACGAAAUUCGCCGUGUGUUUUCUGCUGACAACCACGUUCAUUUAGGCGGAAAUGAUGUGGAUUUCACAUGCUGGCAGUCAAAUCCUGACAUCACAAAAUUCAUGCAGGAGCAAGGAUUCAACAAUGACUAUACAAAGUUGAUGAACUACUACAUGACACAACUUGUAGAAAUUGUCAGGACCGCAUCGUUGGGAUCUCCAGUGGUUCCGAUUGUUUGGCAGGAUGUAUAUCAGGAUGGAUUUCGUAGUGACAAGGAUAUGAUUGUUCAAGUAUACAAAUCUGAUGAAUGGAAGAAGAGUGUUGAGGAGAUCACAAGAGCGGGAUUCAAAGUUCUCAUAUCGUCGUGUUGGAAUUUCAGUGAUGUGAGUCUCGGAGACGACUGGCGAGCGUUCUACGAGUGUGAUCCCUUGGAUUUCGAAGGAAGUCAAGCGGAAGUGGCACUGGUCAUUGGAGGAGAAGGUGUGAUUCCAGGUGACUACGUGGAUGACUCAAAUCUCAUGUUGGUGUCAUGGCCUCACGCGGCUGCAAUAGCUGAACAACUCUGGUCUCAAGAGAGGACGAGCACAGACGAAUUCGGUGACCGGCUGAGUGAACUUCGUUGUCGAAUGAGAAGACUAAAUUGGGAUGUUCAACCAGUGAAUGGACCAGAAUUCUGCUCAGUUUGAUUCACCAUACACCGAAGCGUCUUCUUCCAAUUCGCACACACACACACAGACAGUACUUUCCAUGAGAGUUCAAUAGACAGAAUGACGCUUGAUAUGUGCAGCCAGUAUGUGUGUCUGUGUCAGAGUGUCGACACAUCCAAUUAUUCCACUCUCUCCCUAUCCUUCCAUUUUCCAACCUCUUCGACAGCUUC